Molecule: messenger RNA, 1332 nt
Organism: Elephantulus edwardii (Cape elephant shrew)
Lineage: Eukaryota; Metazoa; Chordata; Mammalia; Macroscelidea; Macroscelididae
Gene: LRRC17
Product: leucine rich repeat containing 17
Exons: 3
Coding region: 1-1332 (443 amino acids)
Cellular component (GO): plasma membrane
Molecular function (GO): protein binding
Source: RefSeq, a predicted model, not a curated record
AUGCGCGUGGUAACCAUAGUGAUCCUGCUUUUCUUCUGCAAAGCUGCCGAGCUGCGCAGGGCGAGCCCUGGGGCUGGGGGUGCUCGCAGCGCUGGCCAAGGCCGGGGCGCAGGCGGGGGCCGGCGCGGCUCCUCCCCGGUCAAACGCUAUGCGCCCGGCCUCCCCUGCGAGGUGUACACGUACCUGCACGAGAAAUACUUAGAUUGCCAAGAGAGAAAACUAGUGUAUGUGCUGCCCGGCUGGCCCCAGGAUUUGCUGCACAUGCUGCUGGCCAGGAACAAGAUCCGCGUGUUGAAGAACAACAUGUUUGCCAAGUUUCAAAGGCUAAAGAGCCUGGAUCUGCAGCAGAACGAGAUCUCCAAAAUUGAGAGCGGGGCCUUCUUUGGGCUGAAGAAACUCACCACGCUCCUGCUGCAGCACAACCAGAUCAAGGUUCUGACGGAGGAGGCGUUCAUUUACACGCCCGCCCUGAGCUACCUGCGGCUGUAUGACAACCCCUGGCAUUGUUCGUGCGAGAUGGAAACGCUCAUUUUCAUGCUGCAGGUGCCAAGGAACCGCAACCUGGGCAGCUAUGCCAAAUGCCAAAGCCCGCAUGAACUCAGAAACAAAAAAUUGCGGCAGAUACAGCCUGAGCAGCUGUGUCAUGAAGAAGAAAAGGAACAGCUGGACCCGAGACCCCAAGUGUCAGGGAGACCCCCGGUCAUCAAGCCUGAGGUGGACUCCACUCUCUGCCACAAUUAUGUGUUUCCCAUACAAACACUGGACUGCAAGAGAAAAGAGUUGAAGAAAGUCCCAAAAAACAUCCCACCAGAUAUUGUAAAACUUGACUUAUCACACAAUAAGAUCAACCAGCUCCGACCUAAAGAGUUUGAAGAUGUUCAUGAGCUGAAGAAAUUAAACCUCAGCAGCAACGGCAUUGAAUUCAUUGAUCCAGCUGCUUUUUCAGGGCUCACCCAUUUAGAAGAGUUGGAUUUAUCAAACAACAGUUUGCAAAACUUUGACUACGGAGUGUUAGAAGACUUGUAUUUUUUGAAACUCUUUUGGCUCAGAGAUAACCCCUGGAGAUGUGACUACAACAUCCACUACCUCUACUACUGGUUAAAGCACCAUUACAACGUCCAUUACAGUGGCCUGGAGUGCAAAAUACCUGAAGAAUACAAAGGGUGGUUUGUGGGAAAAUAUGUGCGGAGUUACUACGAGGAAUGUCCCAAAGACAAAUUACCAGCAUACCCAGAGACAUUCGACCAGGAAACCGAAGAUGAUGAAUGGGAAAAAAUACAGAAGGAACACACAGCAAAGAAGCAGAGUGUAAGAAUCACUAUCGUGGGAUAA